This is a messenger RNA of Carassius carassius (crucian carp), 867 nucleotides long. Its product is annotated as mediator of RNA polymerase II transcription subunit 4-like. Gene Ontology annotation, cellular component: core mediator complex; mediator complex. Gene Ontology annotation, biological process: regulation of transcription by RNA polymerase II. The record is from RefSeq and is a predicted model, not a curated record. The transcript has 7 exons. Gene Ontology annotation, molecular function: transcription coregulator activity. Lineage: Eukaryota; Metazoa; Chordata; Actinopteri; Cypriniformes; Cyprinidae.
UUGCGGUCCUUCUGCCAGCAGGCGUCACUGUCUGUCUCACGCGCAUGCGUUUUACUUCUCACGCACGCGCAAGAGAGGACAAACAGUCAUGGCGGCGGCGGAGAAAUCCACGAAAGAGAAGCUUUUAUCCACUCUGGAUGAUAUUGAAGUUUUAUCCAGAGAGCUGAUAGAGAUGCUGGCGCUGGCCAGGACACAGAAACUGCCCCAGCCUGGAGAGGACACAGAGAUACUGGAGCUGCUGGUGCAGAGAGAUAGAGAGUUCCAGGAGCUGAUGCAGACGGCGGUGGAGCAGGGCAAAGUGCACCAGGAGAUGCAGGCACUGGAGAAGGAAGUUGAGUAGAGAGACAGCGAUAUCCAGCAGCUCCAGAAACAGCUCAAAGAGGCUGAGCAUAUACUGGCCACUGCUGUCUACCAAGCCAAAGAAAAACUGAAGUCUAUUGAAAAGGCCAGAAAAGGGAGUAUCUCUUCAGAGGAGAUCAUCAAAUACGCUCACAGGAUCAGUGCCAGUAAUGCAGUGUGUGCUCCUCUCAACUGGCUUCCAGGUGAUCCCCGCAGGCCGUACCCCACUGAUCUGGAGAUGCGCAGUGGAAUACUGGGUAACAUGAGCAACAUGUCCACCAACGGAGUGAACGGGCACCUGCCUGGAGACGCAUUGGCUGCUGGGAGAUUACCAGAUAUUCUAACCCCACAGUAUCCUUGGCAGUCCGCUGAUGUUUCCAUGGGGAUUCUGCCUCCUCACCAUGGCAACGAUUUUGGCCUGGAGCCACCUGGUCAUAACAAGGAAAAUGAAGAUGAUGUUGAGGCCAUGUCAACAGAUUCCUCCAGCAGCAGCAGUGACUCAGACUGAGUGCGUGUGUGCGUGUGUGU